CCUGCUGCUGCUGUUUGCAGGGCGGGGGUACGGUACGGGUACGAGCGAAAUUGUUAUGUUGUCGAUCGAUGAAACUAUUGGUGGCGCUAUCACAUGUAGUUGCGGCGGCGUCCUUUUCCCCGGGCUCUUGAUCGUCAUGCCACGUAGUAAAACAAAAAGCCGCAGUCGCAGCCGAGGUCGCAGCGACCGACGCGAUAAGGGGCGGAGCAGGAAGAACCGAGGGGGGUCCGUCUCUUCUAGCUCUGGUAGCAGCUCUGGAAGCUCCAGCUCUCGAAGCCGUUCCAGUUCCAGCGGGUCAUCCUCCAGCGGUUCAGGCAGUUCCCGUUCCAGCAGCAGUUCCUCCAGGUCAAGCAGCAGCAGCAGUAGCGGGAGCAGCAGCAGCUCAGGAAGCCGCCGCAGCGGCACCCGACGGAGCACAGACAGGAAAGGACGGGAAGACAGAAAGGGGAGAGAGAGAAAGAGCAGAACAAAAUCCAAGUCCCCCCGGCGUCGCAAGCGCAGUCCUUCCCCCAAACCCUGCAAGCUCCACAUCGGCCGGCUGACCCGUAACGUCAACAAGGAUCAUCUGAUGGAGAUCUUCUCCAACUACGGGGUGGUCCGCAGUGUGGACUUGCCCUGUGACCGCGCCCACACUCACCUGAAUCGCAGCUUUGCCUAUGUGGACUUUGAGAAACAUGACGAUGCAGAAAAGGCUCUCAAGCACAUGGAUGGAGGUCAAAUUGAUGGGCAGGAGAUCACUGCCGCCUACGUCUUAGCUCCAAGGCCCCGCCCAAUGAGACGCUCACCACCAAACCGGGGUAUGCCACCAUGGAGGAGGUCCCCGCCAAGAUUCAGAGACGAUAGAAGAAGAAGACCCCCACCUCCAAGGAAGCGAUCGCCAAGACCCCGUUCCAGAUCACGGUCUCGUUCCCGCUCGCCGAUACGCCGCCGCCGUCGCAGCCGAUCAAGCUCCAGUUCCUCUCGCUGAGAUUCCUUUUCUGCUCGCAAAGAUUUCAAACUGCUGUUCCUGGUUACAGGAGCCCUCUUAUUCCUGACAGAAUGCCAACAUGCUGUUCUGCCUUUGUUUGAAUUUGUUAAGGAAAUUUAAAUGUUGGCAUAGAUGUAUUAAA
Messenger RNA from Patiria miniata (bat star), 1109 nucleotides. RefSeq names its product RNA-binding protein with serine-rich domain 1-like. Gene Ontology annotation, molecular function: RNA binding. Lineage: Eukaryota; Metazoa; Echinodermata; Asteroidea; Valvatida; Asterinidae. Gene Ontology annotation, biological process: mRNA splicing, via spliceosome. Gene Ontology annotation, cellular component: nucleoplasm; cytoplasm; ASAP complex. The record is from RefSeq and is a predicted model, not a curated record. The transcript has 6 exons. Bases 56 to 967 code for a protein of 303 amino acids.